UUACCUUAAGGUUACCAAUUUGAUUUAGUAUUCUAAUCCUCUUGAAUAUGAGUCUCAUCUCCACUGCUGCUGUUUGAGCCCAAGUCAUACUCUUCCCUCCCUGAAUUCCUGCAACAACCUCCCAUCCCCACUCCCUACAGCUGAUUCCCGAAAUAACAGAUCUGGCCUCAAGCCUCUACUGCUUAAAGUCCAACAGGACGUUGUCAUCGUGAUUAGGAUGAAGCCCAGGCACCGUGCCCCUAGCAGGUGCUCCCAAUCUGAGCUGCACAUGACAACCACCUGGGCGCAUUACAAAUGCACUGAUGCCCAAGUCCCACCGCAGAAGUUGAGUCAGCUGGUCUGGGGUGAGCGUCCCGGGCAGUACGCUUUUACCGCUCUCUGGCUAACCCUAGCUUGCAGCCGACGAACCACCAGCCUAGAGCUGCGGUCACGCGUGACGCCAGCUGCACGGAGCGGCGUCGCUCCCCGGUGCUUCUGGUUUUCCCCUAGAGCUCCGUGGCUCCAAGACAUCCUUCUGACCCUUUUUGAGCACGGCCGUCAUACUUCAUCACACAAUUGAGGUAAAAACGUUCGAUAAAUGACCAGCUUUCAUUGAACAGAUGAAUUCCUUGUAAAUAAGUCGACCCUCAGCAUCGGCAGGUCUCUGCAGCCAAACACUGGCUGUUUGUGUCAGUACUGAAAAGGUGGGGUUUCCUGUCAUCAUUCCCUAAAUACAGUAUAGGAACUAUUUACGGCGCAUUUACGCUGUAUUCGGGAGUAUAAUCAACCCAGAGAUGGUCGAAAGUACAGGAGAGGCCGUGGGUAGGUGACACGCGAACACUGCGCCACUUAGUGUCGGGGACCCUGGACCCAGCCCCGCGCCGCGCCGCGCCGAGGCCGCCCGCACCGCCUGCCGGCCCCUCGCUUCACACCACUGCCGCGUGCGGACACGCCUCUGAACCCGCUCGGGCCCAGUGUGGUGUUGGCUGUGACGGCGACGCCCAGUCGCUUCCUUCGGGGAGGAGGGAGUCGUUUCCUUCCGCGGGACUGCCCGGCGCUGCCGGCCAGGGGGAGAGCAGGUGCGCGGGGCCCGAGGCCUUCGCCCCAGCCUGGCCUCGCCCGGCGGCCGCGGGUCGUUCCUGCAGACUCGCCGUGAGCGGAAGAGUGCAGUAGGCCGAGUUUCUUGUAAACGGACAAAAUUGAUGUCUGCAAAUGGCCACAGCUUUCGCGUGUCUUCAAAAUGACUGACUGGCCACCGUGCCGGGAACCUACGGUCGACCCGGCUGCACCAACCUGCGCAUGCGCACGGCCAUCUUCCGGGCGGGCCGCUCGCCCCGCCCCCGCCCCGAUACCCAGCCUGGCCCCGCCUCUCCGCCGGCCGGACUAUGGCGCUGAGCGAGGCGGUGGGCUGCGGGAGCUCUCUGGUAUGGCCUCGCGUGUUGCUCUUCGGAGACUCCAUCACCCAGGUUACAAUACCAGAUGGGCUAAAAUUAUCCUUCCAAGAUUAAUCAGGAAAGGGAACAGUUUGGACAACCCAGUAGCAGUGACAAUUUUCUUUGGUGCCAAUGACAGUGCACUAAAAGAUGAGAAUCCCAAGCAGCACGUCCCCCUGGAUGAGUAUGUUGCAAAUUUGAAGAGUAUGGUGCAGUACCUGAAGUCUGUGGACGUCCCGGAGAACCGAGUCAUUCUUGUCACGCCACCCCCUCUCUGUGAAACGGCCUGGGAGGCCGAGUGCGUCAUGCAAGGUUGCAAAUUAAAUCGCCUGAACUCAGUUGUUGGUGAAUAUGCCAAUGCAUGUUUACAAGUGGCCCAAGACUGUGGGACUGAUGUACUUGACCUGUGGACCCUGAUGCAGAAGGACAGCCAGGACUUCUCACCCUACUUAUCAGAUGGACUACAUUUGUCACCAAAGGGAAAUGAGUUUGUGUUCUCACAUCUCUGGCCUUUGAUAGAGAAGAAGGUCUCUUCUCUACCGUUGCUGCUUCCUUACUGGAGAGAUGUAGCAGAAGCAAAACCUGAAUUAAGUCUGCUGGGAGACGGAGACCAUUAGUCAAGCACGGGAAACCCCAGUCUGCCUGGUACCUCCCGGCACUCGAAGUUGCCAAUGCAUAAAGACUCCAAGGAGAUCAGUGGAAGAGUAUUUUUUCCCUCAAGCUUGAUUAUACCUGUCCUCAUGCCUCUGGACCAAAAAACACAUUUGUCACCAAUAUUAAUAAAAAUAUUUUUUCAGGGAAGUUAAA
This is a messenger RNA of Microcebus murinus (gray mouse lemur), 2219 nucleotides long. It is a transcript of the gene IAH1, whose product is annotated as isoamyl acetate hydrolyzing esterase 1 (putative). The record is from RefSeq and is a predicted model, not a curated record. Lineage: Eukaryota; Metazoa; Chordata; Mammalia; Primates; Cheirogaleidae. Gene Ontology annotation, molecular function: hydrolase activity, acting on ester bonds.